GGAAUAAAGGGGAGGGUUUUCCCACCUUAUCCCGGAAAAGGACGGAGAGCUGCGAAGGGAAAGUGCUGUCGCCUGCUCCGUGGAGUCCCGUUCCCUGCCUCCCUCUGUGCCUGCUCAGUUCCUGCUUGUGAUGCUUUUGGGGGACAGGACAGGGGCUUUCGGCAGGGCUGCGCUGUGAGGCCGUGGCCAUCAGAAAUGAGUCUUCACGAUCUCCACAGACUAGCUUUGGUUUAAACCAGGGAAGUCUGAUUCUUCAGGUCCUGAAGGAUGCGAGUAACUUAGAGUUCUGUGUUGAAGUACUCACCUGGGCACUGCUGACUCCUGGAGAAACAACCUGAGAAACUGACCCGUUGUACGUCGUCCCUACGGAGACACAGUAGAGGGGCCACCCCCCAUUUCGCAUCUAGCUGAGUGGACUAUGGUGGCAGGAAGAUGUUGGCUCGGAAGAGUAUCAUCCCUGAAGAGUAUGUGUUGGCACGGAUUGCUGCAGAGAACCUGCGCAAGCCACGCAUCCGAGACCGGCCUCGCAAAGCCCGCUUCAUCGCCAAGAACGGGGCAUGCAACCUGGCACACAAGAACAUCCGCGAGCAGGGGCGAUUCCUGCAAGACAUUUUCACCACCUUGGUGGACCUGAAGUGGCGUCAUACACUGGUCAUCUUCACAAUGUCCUUCCUGUGCAGCUGGCUGCUCUUUGCCAUGAUGUGGUGGCUGGUGGCUUUUGCCCAUGGUGACAUGGACCCAAGCACAGAAAGCACUGCAAACAGCACAAAGUGGACACCAUGUGUGACAUGUGUGAGGUCUUUCACCUCCGCUUUCCUUUUCUCCAUUGAAGUUCAGGUGACCAUUGGUUUUGGGGGCAGAAUGAUGACAGAGGAAUGUCCCUUGGCCAUCACAGUCUUGAUCCUGCAGAACAUUGUAGGUCUGAUCAUCAAUGCUGUCAUGCUGGGCUGCAUAUUCAUGAAAACCGCACAAGCUCACAGGCGGGCUGAGACCUUGAUUUUCAGCCGGCAGGCAGUCAUUGCAGUUCGAAAUGGCAAACUUUGCUUCAUGUUUCGAGUGGGAGACCUGAGGAAAAGCAUGAUCAUUAGUGCCUCAGUGAGAAUCCAGGUUGUGAGGAAGACUACGACCCCUGAAGGAGAAGUCAUACCCAUUCACCAAGUAGAUAUCCCUGUGGAUAACCCCAUUGAAAGCAAUAAUAUAUUCCUCGUGGCUCCCUUAAUCAUUUGUCACAUUAUAGACAAGCGGAGUCCUCUUUACGAUAUCUCUGCUGCUGACCUGGCACUCCAGGACCUGGAGCUCAUCGUGAUACUUGAGGGAGUCGUAGAAACAACUGGCAUUACAACGCAGGCAAGAACCUCCUACAUAGCAGAGGAGAUCCUGUGGGGUCACCGCUUUGUGCCCAUUGUCACUGAAGAGGAAGGCGUGUACUCAGUCGACUACUCCAAGUUUGGCAACACUGUCAAAGUGGCAGCACCACGCUGCAGCGCUCGAGAGCUCGAUGAGAAGCCAUCCAUUCUCAUCCAGACACUGCAGAAGAGCGAGCUGUCCCACCAAAACUCCCUGCGGAAACGCAACUCCAUGAGGAGGAACAACUCCAUUCGAAGGAGCAAUUCCAUGCGGAGAACCAAUGCCUCCCUCAUCGUGCCCAAAGUGCAGUUUAUCACACCCGAGGGGAGCCAGAGUGCCUCAGAAACAUGAUACACAGCUUUGUGAGAGGUUGGUGGGCUUUGGAAGAAGGAGGCACCUUUGGUGUUUUGUUUAAAUUUCCUCUUACUUCAGAAAAUGAGACCACAGUGCAGAAAAGAACUGUGUAAGAAAUAUUUAUUCUGUUAUUUACUGAAAGCACCACCUAAUGGCAUUAGGAAACACUUUAGCACUUAGUGUAUGAAUUAAUAGAAAAUGGCACAUACACUAAAGAAAACACUGUUCACUCAUGUAAUACAAUGUGUAUUUAUACUUGGUUUAAUGGCAUGCUAAUUUUUUUAAUUGCAUUCUUUCUGUCAAGGGUCUCUUUCUUAUCUUCUGCUGACUGUCACAAAAUAUGCUUUUUUUCCUGUGUAAGUGGGUUACCCUCCUGCAGGCAGAAGUGAGUGCUUUUUCAAAACAGCUGCAUACAACAGCUCCCACAGAUUUUAUGUGGGUUUCUUGGAUAUUGAUCUUUUGGGGGUGAAUUCCUUGUUCUCUUGAAAGGAGUAGCUAAAUUCUUCUAUGAUUUCACUGAAGAAGAGACAGUAUCUUAUAUUCAGUUUUCCAGAACUUUUUUCUUUCCAUUGGUUUAUUGCAAAGGCAUUUUGAGAGCAAAUUCAGGUCAGCUGAAGUGACCUGACCAUCCCACAGGAAAACGGGUGCCACUCCAGGCAGCACGGGCAUUAAAAACAGUGGAACAGCAUGGCCUCUUGUAGGGCACUGCUCUUCUCAGGGUGAGAUGCUCCAGUGCAGGACAGCAUGCAUCUGUAAUGUAGCUCUGGCCCAAUCUGAGAAACUCAAGUUCUCCCAGCUGCCAGCUGAGCAUCCGUUGCACUGAAAUGAUGCAUGUUGGAAAAAGCACACGCCUCUUAAACAUCCUCUUCAUAUCAGUGAAAGACCAAAUCCUGUCCUGUUUUCUCUUACAGAUUCAUACACUGCAAACAAGUGUACUUCCUUCACUUACAGCAUUUUUUGUAGGACUAAAUCUGCUUCAGCAGGUUACUUUUGGCCAGUGAGAAUUCAUGAAUGAGAAUUCAUGAAUGAGAAUGAGAGGGAACCAUGCCAAUCAUAAUUAAGGUAGCAUUUUCAAAACUAUCUCAAUAAUUUUCAGGGAGACUUGGGUGCUACUGCUGAAUUACUGGUUUUCAGCAGCAUUUCACCUGUGAUUUUAUAUAAUAUGACAUCAAGAAUUGGUGGUAAGCC
Messenger RNA from Pezoporus flaviventris, 2889 nucleotides. RefSeq names its product potassium inwardly rectifying channel subfamily J member 8 (gene KCNJ8). The record is from RefSeq and is a predicted model, not a curated record. Gene Ontology annotation, biological process: regulation of monoatomic ion transmembrane transport; potassium ion import across plasma membrane. Gene Ontology annotation, molecular function: ATP-activated inward rectifier potassium channel activity. Bases 433 to 1698 code for a protein of 421 amino acids. The transcript has 3 exons. Gene Ontology annotation, cellular component: plasma membrane. NCBI's taxonomy places the organism in Eukaryota, Metazoa, Chordata, Aves, Psittaciformes, Psittacidae.